AUGAGUAAAAGUAAUGGAUAUAUUGCUAAUAUGUGCAUGAUGGCAAACGUUAGGGCUUACUUUUUAUUUAGACAAAGAAAAGAGUUUAAAACAAUUUUCGACGAUUUGAACAAUCACCAAUUUCAGCCAAUCAACGGAGAUGCUAAGCUCAUAGCAGAGAAAAGUUUGGCAUUUUUUACAAAACUUCACAACUUAUGGAUUUUUGUGAUCACCCCUUAUUGCCAAUUAGUCAAACGUAUCCAAUAUAGAAGAAACAUAAGAGAAACAUUUUCUAGUUUUCGAAGAACGAAUACAUUAAAAAGUAAAGAUGCUGUUUCAACUACAGUUAAGCAUGCUCUCACAGUAAUAUCUCUAAUGGCUUGCGUAUCCUCAAUAACAACUCCCAUUUUUUAUUCUAAAAAUGGAGGAUUACCAGUUGCUGCUUGGUACCCUUUCAAUAUUUCCUUUAAACCAAAUCAUGGACUCGUUUAUUUUCACCAGACUAUCGCUAUCUUUUAUGAGUCCUUGGUUAAUAUUGAAACUGACGUGCUGGCAUCUGGUUUGUUCACUUUUAUAGGAAUUCAAUGUGAUUUUCUCUGUUACAAACUAUCUAAUGGAUCUGAUUCAAAUAUAAAAAAUUAUGUACAAGACUAUCAGAGAAUUCGCAAGAUAGCAAAAAGUUGUGAAAAUAUAUUCAGCACUAUAUAUUUUUUCCAGUUUUUCGCUACAACAAGUGGAUUAUGUAUGACACUCUUCUUAUUAACUUUGGUUCAGCCAUAUACAUUCGAAUUCUUCUUUCUGGUUGUUUAUCAAGCCGCCGUUUUUAAUUUGCUUCUGGUCCCAUCCUGGUUUUCAUCAGAAAUUAGGAGGAAGAGUGAAAAUAUUCCUGUAGCCGCAUAUUGCUAUCCUUGGGUAGAUGCCACAAAAAGUAUGAAACGUGAUCUAGCAUUUUUCAUACAAAACACACAAAAACCUAUACAAUUGAAAGCUUUAAGUUUCUUCAAUUUAUCACUUGAGAUAUUUUUAAAGAUUGUUCAAUCAUCGUUCUCGUAUUACACAAUGUUGAAAAAGAUUUCGACGUAA
Messenger RNA from Diorhabda sublineata, 1062 nucleotides. RefSeq names its product odorant receptor 33a-like. Gene Ontology annotation, biological process: sensory perception of smell; detection of chemical stimulus involved in sensory perception of smell. The record is from RefSeq and is a predicted model, not a curated record. The transcript has 8 exons. NCBI's taxonomy places the organism in Eukaryota, Metazoa, Arthropoda, Insecta, Coleoptera, Chrysomelidae. Bases 1 to 1062 code for a protein of 353 amino acids. Gene Ontology annotation, cellular component: plasma membrane. Gene Ontology annotation, molecular function: odorant binding; olfactory receptor activity.